CUCUGGGGCCCUGCGGGGCCGCGGCGGGCAGCCGGAAGUCAGUGGGCGCGGCUCCGGGCAGGUCCCGAGUACUCGGGGAUCCGAUAAGGACCGAGCGACUUGGGGCUCGCGGCGCUGGGGCGCGUUCCCGGCAUUCAGGACAGACAUUUCCCGCCCCUGUGGAGCUGAGCUCCAACUGCUGCUCACCGCGGAGGGGAUGGCAAGCUGCAUUUUCUGUCUUGCGGUCUUCCUGGCUGUGCUGUCCUACGGUUCCGGCGCGCUAGGCGAUGCGCGCUCUCUUUGCUAUAUAUUCAAUGUCUCUGCCAGUGGACCCCCAUGGUGUGAGUUUCUAGGCACCAUCUAUGAGACCCCAUUUUUUAAAUAUUCUUGCAAGAGUCGGACGGCCGAACCCGUCGGUCCUGUGGGGAUGAUGCUGAAUGCCACAGAGGCCUGGAACCAACAGUGUGAACACUGGACGGAGCUGUUCCCUGAGCUCCAGAACGCACUACUGGACAAUCAAAAACAUAUUGACGAAAACUUUGGGAGAGAUUCUCUUGCCCUGCAGGGCAGCAUGAUAUGUGAGCAGGAAUCCAAUGGAUGCCGCAAAACAUUCUGGGAGUUUGGCUUCAAAGGACAGAUGUGUCUCCGCUUUGACUCGAAGAACAGUCGCUGGGCAGAGUUGCACCCUGGAUGUAGUUCGUUGAAAGACACACUGGAUGAUAACAGUGAUAUAUCCAGAUGCCUUGGUUGGAUCUCAAAUGGAAAUUGUGUGAAGUUGCUUAAUCAGAGCACAGUUCUGAACACAAAAGUCCUUCAACAGCUCCUUGAGUCAGCUCCUGAGAAGACUGUUCUCUCUCCUUCCUCAUGUGUCACCUCCUCUUCUGUCACAGCAGGAGGGACUGGCUGCACCAAUCAUGGCCACAACUACAGCCCCAGCCCUAGCCCCAUCCAAGGCCGUGAUUAUCAGGGACAUCAUCGCCUUGAUCCUCACACUGAUUUUUAUCUUACUCACACUUGGCAUCUAGGCUGGAUCCGUUACAGAAGAUGCUUCUCAGAAAAUCCUGAAAAUGUGAUCUAGUUCAGCUUGUGUCCCGUCUGGUUGGCUGCCUUUCUGUCAUCUCCAGCUGCUUACCUGUUGACCUCCAGGAGAUACAGCCCUUGCAGCCUCCAAAAGAUUGCGGUGCUACAGAGGAAGCAACAUGCAUUUUCUCUACUCAGGGCAUAGGGUCUUUCUGCACUUUUUUUUGACAUUUGCUUUUAUUUUCUGUUUGUGUCAGUUGUUGGGAUAAUUGCUGGGGUUCUUGCAGUAAGUCUUCUUUCUUUUUAAACAUUGUAUUUAUUUGAUUGUUGCA
Phyllostomus hastatus (greater spear-nosed bat) is the source of this 1331-nucleotide messenger RNA. Its product is annotated as UL16-binding protein 6-like. The record is from RefSeq and is a predicted model, not a curated record. The transcript is spliced from 7 exons. Gene Ontology annotation, biological process: immune response; antigen processing and presentation of endogenous peptide antigen via MHC class I via ER pathway, TAP-independent; positive regulation of T cell mediated cytotoxicity. The coding region runs from base 197 to 1057 and encodes 286 amino acids. NCBI's taxonomy places the organism in Eukaryota, Metazoa, Chordata, Mammalia, Chiroptera, Phyllostomidae. Gene Ontology annotation, cellular component: external side of plasma membrane.